AUGCGGGACGAUCAGUGCUAUCAUGGGGAGGGACAGAUCAAUUUGAGGGUAGAAAGUUCAUGUGACCAUGAUGGGCUGUUGAGAGUGAGUGAACCAAUUUUGGUGAAGCUUAACUGGAAAGGUGCUAAUUUCAAAGCUGGAUCCUGGGGAAAAGAUUUUGCAAUGGGAGCCAAGUCGCCAGGUCAUUAUUGGGUAUUUCCAGCCAACAAAGAUAAUUAUAUAUUGGAGAACUUCCGCUUGUAUUCAUCUUACAAAAAGUUGAUGCUUUAUCUUCCAGUGAUGGAAUUUAGCCUUCGUGGUGCUAAUGAUAAAUGUGAAAACUGUGGACAAGGGGGUGGAGUAGUCUUGUUCAAUGGCUCUUUCUAUUACAACUGUUAUAAUAGCAGAUCCCUCUGCAAAAUAGAUCCACAUACUAUGCGACUCUUACGUAAGGAACUAGAGGAUGAGGAUCCCCCUUCCUUCAAUAAUGUAUUCUCUUAUAAGGGUGUCAAAUUUCAGGACAUGGACAUGGCUGGGGAUGAAAAGGGACUUUGGAUGAUUCAUGGUUCUAAACAGGCCAAUGGGAAUAUGGUAGUUAGGAAAGUCAACCCAGACACCUUGCAGACAGGUACACCAUGGACCAUCUCACAGCGGAAGACAAAUGUCAGCAAUACUUUCAUGAUCUGUGGAGUGCUGUAUGCCACUAGAAGAUUGAAUUCAACUCAUGAGGAUAUAUUUUAUGCAUUUGACACCAACUCAGCCCAGGAACGCAAGCUACAAAUCUCUUUAGAGAAACCUCUUCCUACCUUGCAAAGUCUGAAUUACAAUCCCAAUGACCGAAAACUCUAUAUGUACAAUGAUGGCUACCUUGUGUAUUAUGAUGUCACAUUCAAAGGGCGUGGGGCAAGCAGGUCAGGAGAGGCUGUUGCACCUGGACAUGGAUUGGAUGUCCACUAUGGAGAAAGCCGGAGUCUGGCUAUCAAGCCAGCAAAAACUGCUGCCAGCAAGGAAGAGCUUAACUUAGCUAGUCAGCAGUUGAACAGUACGACAAAUGAGGGACAGAUCAGUGCUAUUCAUGAGGAAGGACAGAUCAAUUUGAGUAAGAAAAGUGAGGAUAUGGAUUUUUCAUCCCCAUUAGUUUUCAACAUGCAUGUCAAUCAUCUGUGCGUCAUCACUGAUGAGCAAGGGCGGCGCGUUUCUGCGAGGGCGGGGAGGAGCAGCACCACCAGGGCUCAAAAGCCCCAGCGCUCCCAAAGCCUCUCGGCGGCGGCGGCGUUUUGUGAGGGCGGGGGAGGAGCACACCACCAGGGCUCAAAAGCCCAGCGCUCCAAGCUCUCGGCGGCGGCGCGGCGUUUCUGCGAGGGGGGGGAGGAGCCAACACCAGGGCUCAAAAGCCCCAGCGCUCCCAAGCCUCUCGGCGGCGCGGCGCGCGUUUCUGCGAGGGCAGGGGAGGAGCAGCACCACCAGGGCUCAAAAGCCCAGCGCUCCCAAGCCUCUCGGCGGCGGCGGCGUUUCUGCGAGGGCGGGGAGGAGCAGCACCACCAGGGCUCAAAAGCCCCAGCGCUCCCAAGCCUCUCGGCGGCGGCGGGUGUUUUUGCGGCGGAGGUGUAA
Molecule: messenger RNA, 1590 nt
Organism: Sceloporus undulatus (fence lizard)
Lineage: Eukaryota; Metazoa; Chordata; Lepidosauria; Squamata; Phrynosomatidae
Product: olfactomedin-like
Exons: 4
Coding region: 1-1590 (529 amino acids)
Biological process (GO): signal transduction
Source: RefSeq, a predicted model, not a curated record